UCCACUGCCUCUCCAGAGCGGCUGCAGUUCCCUGCUUCUCCACUCUCUCUCCCUCCAUCUCUCCAAGUGCUGGCGGAAUACCGAGCUCAGACAAAGAAAGCUCAGGAGAACAGAGGAGAGAAGUGAAAGAGUGUGCUUUGAGGGACAAAUAAAGCGUUUUAAAGAGAAAAAAAGAAAGACGGGUGCAGACGUUCAGACCUACGGUGUGUGAGGAGACAGAGAGAGGGAGAGAGAAAGACAGUGUCGCCAUUUCACUCCCGGUUUGGUUUGAAGAACUAACUGGCUAACUACAAGAGAUGACAUUAGAUCAGUAGAGAAAUACUCAUUAAAAGCAGCCUUACUUGUGUGCAUUCCUGUCAGCAAAGUGCCAUGUUUAGGAUCAGAACCCGAGCAGGCUGAGGGUAAGCUUGGGUUUGAGGAGAAGAAAGGGUCCUCAGGAGAAGAUGUGAUUUGUCUGGCUAGAAGCUCCAUGACCCCAGAGGGUUUCCUUGCUUCGAAAAUGAGUUUUGAGGAACAGCUUUGAGGGACACACAGCGGACGAUUCUGCCUAAUCGCACCACACAGGAGGCGCUCCUCAGAAAACACAUCUGUCCCACCAUCAACCAGUAAAUCUCAGAUGGAGGUGGAUGCAGCCGAGAAGCGUCAUCGAACACGAUCUAAAGGUGUGCGAGUUGCCGUGGAGGCUGCACAAGAGCUGUUCAGCUGUCCCACACCUGGAUGUGAUGGUAGUGGACAUGUUAGCGGCAAAUAUGCCAGACACAGGAGUGUGUAUGGAUGCCCCUUGGCUAAGAAAAGGAAAACUCAGGAGAAACCUCCGCAGGAGCCAGCUUCCAAACGCCGUCCAUUUCUAACUAUGGCUGAUGGUGAGCCCACCAUGUAUGAAAGCUAUGAAGCCAUGGAGGAGGGUGAGGAGAGGGAACACGAAGAAGUAGAGGAAGUGGAAGAAGAGGAGGAGGAAGAGGACGACGAAGAAGAGGAGUGCUCAGAUGACAAUGAGGAGCCGGGAGAGGAAGAAGAGGACAAGGAAGAAGAAGGAGAGGAAGAUGGAGAGGUAGAGAGAGAGGAAGUAGAGGAGAUAGAGCAAAUGGAGGAAGAGGUAGAAGAAGAUGAGGAAGUUGUGGAGGAGGAUGGGGAUGAUGAAGAGCAGGAGGAUGAAGAAGAGGAGGACGAUGAAGAUGAGCAUGAAGAAGAGGAAUACUAUGAAAUUCAGAGUCAUCAUCAAAACGGCAAUUAUUCAAGUGGUGGACAAUCAAAAUCCAAUCAAAUACUUGAGAAGGACAAUAACAAUAACAUUAACAAUGAGGAGUAUGAGAAUUAUGAUGAGCUUGUGGCCAAGUCUCUUCUCAACCUUGGUAAAAUUGCAGAGGAUGCUGCCUACCAAGCCAUGACUGAGUCAGAGAUGAACAGCAAUUCUUCCAACAGUGCAGGUGAGGAUGACGACGAGGAUGAAGAUGAAGGGAGCGAACAAGGAGGCCAUAAGGGAGAGUUGAGCGUCGACUUGGAUAGCGAUGUGGUACGCGAGACUGUGGACUCCCUGAAGCUUCUGGCCCAGGGACACGGAGCUGUGCUUCCUGACGAGGGCUAUGCAGAUGCCGGGUCUGGGGAUCCUGGCUCAGCUGGCCACACUAACGGACGAGGCCAGACGGAGGAGAGUGAGGAGGAAGUGUGUCUCAGUAGCUUGGAGUGUCUGCGCAAUCAGUGCUUCGACUUGGCUCGCAAACUCAGUGAGACCCAAACGUUCGAGGGGUCCACGAUGGAGGUCCAAGUGCAGCACCAGAUGGAGCAUCAGCAUCAGCAGCAUCAACAGCAUCAACAGCAGCAGCCUCCAAUGCAUCACAUGCCUAGGUAUGACAGCUGCCAGAUGGACCAGCACAGACCCCUUGAGAGGAACUACUCAGACAUGGUCAAUCUGAUGAAACUGGAGGAGCAGCUCAGUCCUGCUUCAAGAGGCUACCCCUCUAGCUGCGCCCAGGAAGGGGAUGAAGACACUACAUCAGUGGCCUCCGAACGUUCCGAUGAAGCUUUCGACAUGACUAAAGGCAACCUGUCGCUGCUGGAAAAGGCCAUUGCUCUGGAAUCCGAGCGUGCCAAGGUUAUGCGAGACAGAAUGGCAUCAGAACAGAUGGUGGCUCGGAGGGACAAUCAGCGCCUUCAUGGAGAGCACAGCCCAAGGCAGAGCAGCAGUGCAGAAGAACGCAAGGCCCGACUCCAUCAUGAUGGCGCAAAAAGAGCAUAUUACCCUAAAGAGAUCGAGAAUCAUCAGACCAGGCAACAUUUUUCCAGUCUUCAACUGUCCAAUUUUGACUCAAGGGGAGAGAAAAAAGAAAGCAAGUGUCCAACCCCAGGUUGCGAUGGCACAGGCCACGUCACUGGACUCUAUCCUCACCACCGAAGCUUGUCUGGCUGCCCUCACAAAGACCGCGUGCCACCAGAAAUUCUUGCAAUGUAUGAGAAUGUUCUAAAGUGCCCCACGCCUGGCUGCUCAGGACGCGGCCAUGUAAAUAGCAACAGGAACUCCCACCGCAGUCUCUCGGGAUGUCCCAUAGCCGCCGCUGAGAAGAUGGCAAAGGUUCAGGAGAAACAUCACCCCUGCGACAACUCCAAAUCUAACCAGGCGUCAGACCGUGUCCUGAGACCCAUGUGCUUCGUAAAACAGCUGGAGAUCCCACAGUAUGGGUACAAAAAUAAUGUCCCAACCAGUACUCCACGAUCCAACCUGGCCAAGGAGCUAGAGAAGUAUUCCAAAGCCAGCUUCGACUACAGCAGCAGUUAUGACAACCAGCCUCAUGCCUAUGGCAAGAGGUCCCUCACCCCGAAGCACCACGGGCGAGACACCUCACCCAAAGGAUAUGAUGCCAAGCGCUAUUGUAAGACCUCGAGCCCGGCCAGCAGCACCACGAGCAGCUACGCUCCCAGCAGCAGCAGCAGUCUCAGCUGUGGAGGAGGAGGAGGAGGGGGUGGAGGAGGAGGGGGAGGAGGAAGCAGCGCCAGCAGCACCUGCAGCAAGAGCAGCUUCGACUACACGCACGACAUGGAAGCCGCCCACAUGGCCGCCACCGCCAUCCUCAACCUGUCCACGCGCUGCAGAGAGAUGCCCCAGAGCCUCACCGGGAAAGGCCCAGAACUCCUGGCACAGAGCCCUGAUGACAGAGAUGGGGAUGAGAACGGAACCCUGGAUCUGAGCCGGGUUGGAGGGAUGGGGGAGGGCAGUGGAGGCACAGUGCUGACCCCCCUGCAGCCCAUGUCGCCCCAGCGGCAGGCCCUGCUCAACAGCCACUGCUACCAGAUGAGCACUGCAGACUGCUGGGACCUGCCUGUGGACUACACCAAGAUCAAACGCCUGGACGAGGACCACAAGGAGGAUGACCUGGACCCGUUUCAGGAUCUAUUGGAAGAGCAGCAGUAUUCAGGAGACGUGCCUCUCCCCAGUCCCAAACACAAAUAUGCUCCCUGCAAAGAGAGCAAGAAGGAGCUCCUAACGCUAUCAAGCUGCCAACUGGCUGACAAGGGCAUGCGUGGUAUGAUGACAUCUAACUCCCAGGAUCUGAAGUGUCCCACUCCUGGCUGUGAUGGCUCUGGGCAUAUCACAGGCAACUACGCCUCACACAGAAGUCUGUCAGGUUGUCCCCGGGCAAAGAAGAGUGGUAUUAAAAUAAUGCACAGUAAGGAGGACAAGGAUGACCAGGAGCCAAUCAGGUGUCCUGUGCCAGGCUGUGAUGGCCAGGGUCAUGUGACAGGGAAGUAUGCAUCCCACCGCAGUGCAUCCGGCUGCCCGCUGGCCGCCAAGCGUCAGAAAGAUGGUUAUGUGAACGGAGCGCCUUUCUCCUGGAAGUCUGGCAAGACAGACGGCAUGACCUGCCCCACCCCAGGCUGCGAUGGCUCAGGCCACGUCAGUGGCAGCUUUCUCACCCACCGGAGUCUGUCCGGUUGUCCCCGUGCCACAUCUGCUAUGAAGAAGGCAAGGAUGACCGGGGUUGAAAUGCUCACAAUCAAGCAGAGAGCAAGUAAAGGCAUAGAAAAUGAUGAGGAGAUUAAACAACUGGAUGAGGAAAUCAAAGACCUGAACGAAUCGAACAAUCAAGUAGAGUCAGACAUGAUCAAAUUAAGGACUCAAAUCACCACCAUGGAGACUAACCUGAAGUCCAUCGAGGAGGAAAACAAGGCCAUUGAGCAGCAGAACGACUCGCUGCUGCACGAGCUCGCCAACCUCAGCCAGUCCCUCAUCAACAGUCUUGCCAACAUCCAGCUUCCCCACAUGAAACCGGUGCCACUGAAAGAGGCCCCUGUUAAAAAUUACUGCUGUUUACAGAUGCCCCACAGAGAGCCGAUGAACGAGCAAAACUUUGACACUUAUGUGAGCACUUUGACAGAUAUGUACACCCACCAGGACCAGUACCAGAGCCCGGAGAACAAGGCCCUCUUGGAGAACAUAAAGCAAGCGGUUCAAGGCAUCCAAGUGUAGCUUUGUGACUGGCUUUUAUUGGCCAAGUAAUGGGGUCAUGUGAUCAGAGCGUUAAGAAACAAAAGAAACCCAUCAUGUAAAAAGUAUGGAUAACUAGUAUGAUUUUUUUUUGCUGCUGUAAUUUAUUGUAUUAUUUGGUAUUAUUUAUGAUUCUGUUAUGCUUUUGACAAAAAAAAAAUACAUAACUUAUUUGUUGCCUUGCUUUAAGAUGACGACUACCAAUGGCAAAUGUUUUGAGGAACAUUCAUGUUUUGUAAAUUUUUCAUAUGACCUGACAUAAUGUGAUGUACUGUUUAUAGCUGCUAAUGUAUGCACAUUUUAGUGUAUAUGUAUUUAUUAAUUGUAAACAAAAACCAUCCAUUAUUUUAAAUCUAAAGAGGUGCAGAGGGGAUGCAUUUAGGGAAUGUAAGGGCAAUCAGCUUCAAACUUGAGCUUCUCUUUAUGGAGCUAAUGGGAACUAAUGUGCUGUGCAGGCUGUUCAAUGGGUGUACAGAGGUACAUUUCUGUGGUUCGAUUUUGGGUACAUUUUGUAAAAAUAUUGAGAAACGUUGUCUUUUGGUUCCAAAAUCAUAUUUAUAGUGGUCAGUGUGGGCACUCUAAUACAGUAUGUGUAUUGUUUUUAUUUUUGCUUGUUAGUUUUUUCUUCUUCUUUUUUUUUCUCUCGUUUUAAUUCCCGAAACAGAUGGAAAAUUUGAAAAAAAAAAAAAGAUUUGUGAAUGCAAACAUCAUGACACGGAAACUCACUGGUGUAAAUCCCAAGACGUAUUUUCAAAGUCCAUUCUCUAAAUGUAACGCCCGGCUGGUUGAGGCCAAUAUCUACAGAAAAUUUCAAGGAGACAAUCCAACAUUAAUUCUUAAUUUAAUGAUCGUAAAAUGUUAGUGGUAGUAUGAUAGAAUAUCAGCAAUAUAUGAUAACGAAUCAAUCAUUUAUUUAGAUAUGGGAUGCAAAAGUUUGGGUAUAUGCAAUUUCUUAUUCUUACCAUAGUAGAAAGCUGAUGAAUCUUUUUACUAAAUGUAAAGUAUUAAGUUUUAUAUAAAUCUUUUAAUACAGUCAUGUUUUAGCGUUUAAACAUGGGUGAUCAAGUCCAAAAGGAUGAAUGCAUUAUGGUUUCACAUUUCUCAUGUUCGAUUUUGCACAGGGACACCUUUGUUUCCAUGUUUUGGUGUUUUUAUUUGUUUCAGGAGACCAAGGAGGUGCCCAGACGUUUGAAUUGUGGGAAGUUUUCUUUUCUUUUGAAGGAAGUAAAUCUGUGUGUGAAUGUUAGUUUAUCAGUGUGCUGGAUAUACAGGGUUAAUGUCACCAUCCAUACAUAGUAAUGGAGCACUUGUCUUGUAGAUUUCGUCCAAACAAUCAUGUAAAGAUUCAUCUGGUCACGAGUGCACAACAAAUAUGACUAUAUCAGCAAUGCAAGCUCAUCAUAUUACAAUUAGUGAACUCCGAUCAGUUAUAUACAGUAUUAAGAGAGGUCAGCUUGCCUUCUGUGGUAACCUGCGAUUCACUUUCAUCGCUUAUUUUUUACGUUUCUGAGAAAUCAGCGGCACUUUAAGCUCUAAGAAUUAUGGAAAUUGAAGAAGGAAGCAUUUUUGAUAAUUAAACGAUGAAACGGCGUGGCACGGGUCAAGAUUACAGUUGCGCGUGGGCAGUUUCAGUCGUUCAGAGGGUGGUUUACUGACAUGACCAGUUCAUAUUACUCCAUUAUAUCUUAAGGAUAUGUACAGUUAUAGUCUGGAAUCCCCCCUUUCGUCUUUAUUUAGUCAAAGCCCGUUCAAAGCAUCAAGCAAAUUCACAAAUAGGGCUGAUUUUCAGUGGUGGAUUUUAAAGUUGUUUGUAUUUAUCGAGCAUGAGUCGAAACUGUCACAGUGAUUUUUAGUGUGAAAUGACUCUGGUUGUUGCUGAUGCUCUAUGUGGGGCUUUGUUCCAGAAAUCUAUGAUUUUGUAUUAUUAUUACGACUAGCAUUAUGUUUUCCAAGAGCUCAUGCAAAUGGUGCUAGUCACUCUUAUUUAUCGUUCUGUAAUAUCCAGACAUCUCUUCCCCAACCACAGCACAUUUCUCUCUCUGAAAGCUUUGUGUAUGCGGCUUAUUUCCAAGAUAGUAAUGCUUUUAACACACUGAUAGCAAAAUACAAUAUCCUCUCAUUCACUCCCAUAACUGAUUUGACAGGAAAAGGGAUUUUAAGCACAAUUCCGCUGCUCAUUUUCUGUUGGCACAUAUUGUACUAUCUACUUCAAAAGGUUAUCUGUGACUAUUUAAAUACAAAACUCUAUCUAUGGUGUCACAUGCUUGAAUGCAGAAUACUUUUCUUAUUAAUAAUUGUGAAAUCAUCAGGUUACGAGUUUCCAUUUCAAAUGGAUUUUAAUUAACCAUUUUAAACCAGGAUUUUUCUAUAAAAAAAAAGAAAGAAAGAAGCAUAGCUUUCUUAAUGUCUCUUGCUCUCUUCCUCUAUCCAGCUCUUUAGCUAUCGUUUUCUCUCUUGUUUUAUUUUUCAACCACAUGGCAUGAUUUCUGUUGGUAUGAUACUUAUUUUGCUCUAAGUGUUUAAGAUCACAAGUUGCAGUGAUAUUUCAUUUUGAAAUUGUGAAAUUUGUACAAUUUUUAUCAUGCUGGUGUUGACAUCUCUUACUCAAUAAAACUUGUGUUGCCACAUUA
This is a messenger RNA of Carassius gibelio (silver crucian carp), 7110 nucleotides long. RefSeq names its product myelin transcription factor 1-like protein. Gene Ontology annotation, cellular component: nucleus. Gene Ontology annotation, biological process: regulation of transcription by RNA polymerase II. Gene Ontology annotation, molecular function: zinc ion binding; RNA polymerase II cis-regulatory region sequence-specific DNA binding; DNA-binding transcription factor activity, RNA polymerase II-specific. The transcript is spliced from 25 exons. The record is from RefSeq and is a predicted model, not a curated record. The coding region runs from base 617 to 4462 and encodes 1281 amino acids. NCBI's taxonomy places the organism in Eukaryota, Metazoa, Chordata, Actinopteri, Cypriniformes, Cyprinidae.